Molecule: messenger RNA, 2082 nt
Organism: Schistocerca cancellata (South American locust)
Lineage: Eukaryota; Metazoa; Arthropoda; Insecta; Orthoptera; Acrididae
Exons: 3
Coding region: 184-2082 (632 amino acids)
Source: RefSeq, a predicted model, not a curated record
GUGAAAGAGCGUUGGUAUUUGCUGCGUUGUUUUUCGUACUACGGAAGUGGAGUUUAACUAAGUGCAUCAACAGAAUACGUGUGUAUAUGUGAAUGUGUGGUGGUGAUGCAUCCACAAUUUGUUAUGUUUACGGUGUUGUGUGCGAAACAUUGAUAAUUGUAAGCAAGAUCUGGAACUCUUGAAAUGCCACGUCGAUGUAGUGCGUUCGGCUGUCGGUCGAAUUAUGAUUCCGAAACAGAGAGAACGACUACAUUUUCUUUGCCAUCUGACGAGAGUCGACGUGCACUGUGGCUUCGAAAUAUCCCAACAGACUUAACCAAACUAAAACGGCCAAAUAUUUGUGUAAAACACUUCGAUGGAUCAUGUGUAAUUCGAGUGGACAUAAUUAUGGACAGAGGACAACUGAAAGAAUUUCCCAGAAUAAUCCCAAAACUCACCGAAAAUGCUGUGCCAACUAUUUUUCCCAACACUCCCUCAUACUGUUCUAAAUCAACUACAAAAGUGAGACGUCUUGCUGAUGUGGAAGACGAUCAUCUUAAAAAAGCUAUUCAAGACAGUAUUGAGUCAAACAACUUACACCUCCAACAAAAUUCACUUUCGUGUCUCAAUGAUAUUUCUGUAUUUCUAGAAGGCCAGAAAAUUUGCAGCAACAAGUGGCCUGUGAUUAAAGAUGAUGAAAAAUUGCAUAUCUGUCUUUUGGGAUUAGACAGGGGAAUACCUUGUGUUACUGCAUUCAUCACUGUUAAUAGUGAUUUGAGCUUUAGAGUAAAUGUUAGUGAAGGAAUUCAUUUUGCGAUUAAUGCAUCCUUCAAUGAUGUGAAGAAAUUAACUUCCAUAAAUGUAUUAGAAAAUGUAAUGUCAAUGGUUGAGAAAGGGGAAAUUUUGCCUAGUGUUACAGAUAAAAUAAACUGUGCUGUCAAUUGCUUGCAGACUAUCCCAAAUUAUGAUGAAAAUGCACAACUGAAAUUUAUUGUAGAACAACUCCAUGUAUCACAAAUCUCAAAAAACAACAGACACUAUGGCAACAACACCAUGAUAGUGGCAUGCUGCUUGUAUGUACAUUCUGUCAGUGCAUACAAUGCCUUGAGGAAAUGUGAUUUAAUGUUUUUACCCCACCCACGAACCCUGCAGAAACUAAUUUGUAAUUACCAGCUAGCCACUUCAUCAGUUCAAACGAGUCCUUAUUUAGAAAACAGGGUGAAAUAUUUAGAAAAACAUGAGUUGUUAGUGUCUCUGUUGUUAGAUGAGAUUUAUGUGCAACCACAACUUUCAUUUAAAUCUGGCUCAAUACAUGGGAGUAGCUUUUUUCAUCCUGAGACGUGUGCCAAAACAGCACAGGUUUUUAUGGUCUCUUCCCUUUUGUCUAAAUAUGUUGAUGUUGUAGCAAUUAUACCAGUAGCUAAUAUGACAAGUGAAGAGCUGAAAUCUUUGAUCAGUAAUGUUCUGUGCAUGGUGGAAAGAGUGGGCUUCAAAGUUGUCAGUCUGAUAGCAGAUAACAACAGUGUAAACAGGAAGGCAUAUGAACUGUUCACCCCCAGUAGAAUUCUCCAACCCAGUAUUGAACACCCUCUAGAUCCUUCCAGGAAACUUUUUUUUAUGUUUGACACUGUACACAUUCUGAAAUGUAUCAGGAACAAUUGGCAGACAAAGAGAAGUGUUAAUAAAGUGUUGCAGUUUCCUGACAUGACUGAUCAUUCAGUAAUAUUGACAGCACAGUACAAGCAUUUGGAGUUGGUAUAUGAGAAAGAAAUUGCUCAAAAUGAUAAUGUGCACUUGAAACAAAUAAUUCCUGCCCAACAACAGCUAGACUGUAAUAUUGACAUUAGCUUUUUUUCUGAUAUUAUGGACAUCACCUUCGGUAUGGAUGAUGUUCCACCUAACAUGUUACCUAUUUUGACAUACAUAGGAGGUUAUGCAGCUAGGAAAGCCCUUCAAAAAUCUAAGUGUGACAAAUGUACUGAAUGGUUGCAGCUGAACAAAGAAGUUGAGGUAGAUUCUUCUUACAAUUUUGUGAAGGAACUGGACAGGGGUAAACUGACUUUGCCUACAGAGACAGUAGUGAUCACAGUUGGAAUAGUGUGA